This is a messenger RNA of Dentiscutata erythropus, 2112 nucleotides long. Lineage: Eukaryota; Fungi; Glomeromycota; Glomeromycetes; Diversisporales; Gigasporaceae. The record is from the annotation of a GenBank genome assembly.
AUGAGCUCGCUGUACGAUACCAAUCCUGAUCAGCAGGAAAAUAAUUUGACUAAUACCCCCACUUUAACAGAUAAGAAUAACAAAGAAUAUGAAGAAACAAAAGAAAAGGAGCCUGAUUUAAGCCUUGUCAAUGAUACGAACCAUACUGAAGAAGAAAAAGAAGCAAUUGAACCCCCAAGUAAUGAAUUUGAAGAUAAUUCAAAUGUUCCAAAAUUAUCUUAUUUAAAUAUAUUUUUACUUAAUCUCUGGUUUGGAUUUAAUGCCUGGGGUGGUCCUAUGGCUCAAAUAGCAUUAAUUAAGGAUACUUUAGUAAUUCAACAAAAAUGGAUUACAGUGGCAAGGUUUAAUAGAAUCUUUGGUGUUUAUCAAAUUUUACCUGGUCCAGAAGCUACUGAAUUAUGCAUGUUUUUUGGUUGUCUUUCUGGUGGUAGAUUUGGUGGUUUUCUUGGCGGUCUGGGGUUUGUUUUACCAGGUUUUCUUAUGAUUUUACUCUUUUCUUAUAUUUAUGUUAUAGUUGGACUUGAUAAUGUUUAUUUUAAUGCUUCUUUUCGAGCUUUACAACCAAUUGUAUCUGCAAUGGUAUUAAGAGCUACUCACAAAAUUGCUGAACAUGCAUUAAUAUCACAUACAUCUCAUCGUUUUAGUUAUUGGUUAUUUGGUAUGGCAAUUUUGGCUGCGAUUCAAACUACUGUAAACUUUAAUUAUUUUAUAACUUUAGGUGUAUGCGGUAUAGCAUUUAUGUUUAUUGAAAGAAAGUUAUAUUGGGUUGGAUUAUUUGUAAUUUUAUUAGAAUUGGUUGGUUAUGGAAUUUAUAUUGGAAUUAAUAGAGCUAUUCCAUCUCCUAGUUCUCUUGGCAUUGGUGUAGCUAAAGCUGAGCCUGGUAGUGGACCUGAUCCUGGUCACAUCUUUGCUUUGGGACUUGUUGCUGGCAGCUUAUCUUUUGGUGGUGCUUAUGUAACAAUACCAUUUUUACAAGCUGAAGCAGUAACAAUAGGACAAUGGAUGGCAAUAUCAACAUUUCUUGAUUCUAUUGCUAUUGGCAAUAUAAUUCCCUCACCAUUAGUAAUGUUCUCCACAUUUAUAGGUUUUCAAGCUGGUUAUCUCUGGGGUGGUCAUAAUAUAGGCUUUGGCUUUCUAGGUGGUUUACUUAUAGCUGUAGGAAUGCUUUUUCCAUGCUUUUUAUUUACAAUAUUAGGACAUAAUUUACUUGAAAAAUUAGUUCGCAAUAAAUUUCUAGCAGCAUUUUUUGAUGGUAUAUCUGGAACUGUUGUUGGAAUUAUUGCCGUAACUGCAAUGAAUUUACUCAAUUCUUCAAUAACAUCCACAACAGGUCUUGCGAAUGUAUCACAACAAGAUUUACCUAUUCUUCUAGCAAAAAAUAGUAGUAUUGCGGCUGUAUUAUAUGUUUUGACUUUGGCUGCUUUAUAUGGAUUUAAAAAACCAUAUUUAUCCUUAUGGUUAGUAAUUUUUGAUAUAACAAAAGAAAAAUCGAAAUUUGAUCCAACAUAUAAUAAUGAUGGAUUUGAUGAUGAGGGUUCUGAUGGCAAGAUUGAUGAAAUUGAUGAUAAACCAGAACAAACUGUUCAAGAUACUGUCCUCAAAUGGUGCGUAAUCUACACUGACGGAAGAAAAUCUAUGACUAGUGAAGUUGAUAAUUCACAAACACUUCCUUGGAAUUCAUUUGGUGAAUAUCUCCAUGAAAGUAUGGGAGAGGAUGAUGAUUUGCGUUGGCCACCUCGACUGACGUUAGAAGAAGCAAUUAAACAACAUAAUCUAGAUGAUGGUAAUUUGCUUGAAGCAUGGAAGAACUUCAUAAAAUAUGCUAAGAGAGGAGAUCAUAUUGCACUUUAUUGGAUUGGAUUUUACCUGCAAUAUGAUAUUUUAACAGCUUCUAACCUUUUUAAAAGAAGAUUUUACGAAGAAGCUAUAGAUGAGUUUGCCGAAGAAGCUGAAACAUAUUUACAAGCCGCAAUGAUGCUCUAUAAAAAAUCUGCAGACUUUGGCUAUCCUGAAGCGCAGCUAAGAUAUGGUUUUGGCCUUUAUUAUUUUAGAUUAUCUGCUGAGAAUAAUAAUUAUACAGUAGUGCAAUGUUUAAUUUUGGAAUCAUAUUAA